Molecule: messenger RNA, 1707 nt
Organism: Castor canadensis (American beaver)
Lineage: Eukaryota; Metazoa; Chordata; Mammalia; Rodentia; Castoridae
Gene: Pcyox1l
Product: prenylcysteine oxidase 1 like
Biological process (GO): prenylcysteine catabolic process; prenylated protein catabolic process
Molecular function (GO): prenylcysteine oxidase activity
Source: RefSeq, a predicted model, not a curated record
AUGGCUCGCGCUGCCCUGGUCCUCGCUGCCUUGGCCCCGCUCCUCGUCGUCGCAGCUGCGGGCGGAGACGCCCCGCCGGGAAAAAUCGCCGUGGUUGGGGCUGGGAUUGGGGGCUCUGCCGUGGCCCAUUUCCUCCAGCAGCACUUUGGACCCCGGGUGCAGAUCGACGUGUACGAGAAGGGAACUGUUGGUGGCCGCCUGGCCACCAUCUCAGUCAACAAGCAACACUAUGAGAGCGGGGCAGCCUCCUUCCACUCGCUGAGUCUGCACAUGCAGGACUUCGUCAAGCUACUGGGGCUUAGGCAGCGGCGCGAGGUGGUAGGCAGAAGCGCUAUCUUUGGCGGGGAGCAUUUCGUGCUGGAGGAGACCGACUGGUACCUGCUGAACCUCUUCCGCCUCUGGUGGCACUACGGCAUCAGCUUCCUGAGGCUGCAGAUGUGGGUGGAGGAGGUCAUGGAGAAAUUCAUGAGGAUCUACAAGUACCAGGCCCACGGCUAUGCCUUCUCAGGUGUGGAGGAACUGCUGUACUCACUGGGGGAGGCUGCCUUCAUCAACAUGACCCAGCGUUCUGUGGCCGAGUCCCUGCUCCAAGUGGGUGUCACACAGCGCUUUAUUGAUGAUGUCGUCUCUGCCGUCCUGCGGGCCAGCUACGGCCAGUCUGCAACAAUGCCCGCCUUUGCUGGAGCCAUGUCGCUAGCUGGGGCCCAAGGUAACCUGUGGUCGGUGGAAGGGGGCAACAAGCUGGUGUGUUCCGGUUUGCUGAAGCUCACCAAGGCCAACUUGAUCCAUGCCACAGUGACCUCUGUGGCUCUGCACAGUACGGAAGGGAAAGCCUUGUACCAGGUGGGGUACGACAGUGAGAUGGGCAGUGGCUCCAACUUCUACGACAUCGUGGUCAUCGCCACACCCCUGCAUCUGGACAACAGCAGCAACUUCACCUUCGAAGGUUUCAACCCACCAAUUAGUGAUGUCCAGGGCUCUUUCCAGCCCACCGUCAUCUCCUUGGUCCACGGCUACCUCAACUCUUCCUACUUUGGUUUCCCUGACCCUAAGCUUUUCCCCUUCGCCAAUAUCCUUACCACAGAUUUCCCCAACUUCUUCUGCACACUGGACAACAUCUGUCCUGUCAACAUCUCAGCCAGCUUCCGGCGGAAACAACCCCAGGAGGCAGCAGUCUGGCGAGUCCAGUCUCCCAAACCCCUCUUUCGGACCCAGCUGAAGACCCUCUUCCGUUCCUAUUACUCAGUCCAGACAGCUGAGUGGCAGGCCCACCCUCUGUAUGGCUCUCGCACUGGCUUCCCAAGGUUUGCGCUCCAUGACCAACUCUUCUACCUCAGUGCCCUGGAAUGGGCAGCCAGCUCCGUGGAGGUGAUGGCCGUAGCUGCCAAGAAUGUGGCCUUGCUGGCGUACAAUCGCUGGUACCAGGACUUGGACAAGAUUGACCAAAAGGAUUUAAUGCACAAGGUGAAGACUGAACUGUGAGGGCUCCAGCUAGACCCCAGGAAUUUUUGCGCCACACUGAAGAUGUGUCAGCAACCCAAGGUUGGCAAAGCCACGUUCACCUGCCCAGCCACUCUUUCUGACCCCUCUUGUGUCAAGCAUCUUUUUCCUUCAGUGUGGGUCCAGGUGACCCACUCUCUGCCUAUCUGUCUUAAGGCUCCUCAGAAGGGUUACUUUUUAAGGGAGAAAGUAAGAAAAGAAGGGAAA